AUGUCAAACGCUGUUAGUAGGGGGCCUGGGAGAGGAAAGCCCAAUCACGACCACAAUGGUGGACCGAUGCCAGAUCAGUCGCAGGCAUUCGUGAUGCCGUUCAUCAACCAACCCAAUCAACAGACUUACCCGGCAAGAAUUCCCCAUCAUCAGAUGCCACCACAAACGUACCAGAACCAUUAUAUGGGACAGCAUCAACCGCACCAAUAUCAAUAUCAACCACAGCAACAGCCACCACAAAUGCAACCGCAGCAAUACGGUGCGUAUCCUCGACAGGACUACGGUCAGCAGCAAAUGUACAACAACCAACAGUAUCCGUAUCAACCACAACAGCCCGUCUAUCAAUCAGACACUGUUACCUAUCCCCCAACACAAGCUGCGAUGACAACACCUAUGCAGCAAGAGCCAAAACGGCAGCGGAAACUGCUUGAAAUUGUGGAUCCAACCACCAAGAAACCAGUUGACGUUACACCUCAUCAUGUGCCGGCUCCAGUUGUGCCUGUUCCCGUCGUUCCCGUGACCCAAGAAGACGAGAUAAAGAAGGAGCACAUCAAUCGGGAAUUCUUGGAACAGGUCAAAAAAGGAUUGUCAUCAAAUGUUGCAUCUGAUGAUGGUCAUCAAGCCUCUCAACCUCAUGUUCCAGUUCCAAGACAUGAUGGUCAUCAGGCUACUCAAGCGCAUGUUUCAGUACCAAGACAUGAUGGCCAUCAGGCCGCUCAAGCUCAUGUCCCAGUUCCCGGGCUUCCUAAUUUCAGUGUUCCUCCACCAAAUAUUGUUCAUCAGUCCCCUCCUGCGGUUACGGUUCAACAAACUGCUCCAUCAGCACCAAAAACUCCUGAAGCACCAGCCAAAGUGGAAACACCAACUCCACAAACAGAUCACAUUACACCGAUUUCGUCACCACAAGCGUCCGAGACGGCAACGACCACACCUGGAAGUGGAACUGCUGAAGCUGCGCUGACUUCGGAGGCUCGUGUGACACCAACCCUCUUGAAAGAAGAGUCGAAGGAAGAGUUUGAUGAUGACAAGUUUGAUGAAAACGAGCGUAUUGACACACCAGAUAUGACUGAUUCUCAAAUUGAGAAAACACCAGAAGAGUUGGCAGAGGAAGAAGCUCAAAAAGAAGCUGAAGACAACGAAAAGAAACGACUCAAAGAAGAAUCCCUUGAAACACGCGUCGACCAGCUCAUAGAAUCCGGUGAUGCCAAUGUUACGAACGGAACAUUCGGAAGAGCUUUUAUGGUCACCAUUCGUGAGAUUGAGAAACUUUUCUGCCGUACUCCAUGCCCACUGUCACCAAGUCAACUUGCCGAUUUCGGGUUGGACAUUAAAACGAUGCGAGUCGCUGACAAAAAACCAAACUUCACACCGAACUGGGUUCCAAACAACAAAGGAAACCGUCAGCAAAAUCCGUACCGUGGACGGACUACCACCGAUGGAACAGGUCGUGGAGCUCAACAACAAAGAGACCGAGGGGGUCACAACAAACGGCCACCACCGGUUAGACAGUCUAUCGAAAGAGUUCAACGAGUCACACUCCAAUCUUCAAAAGAUGCAUGGAAGCCAGAUCGCCAGAAGGGUUCAGAAAACAUUCCAGAAGAUGAAGCGGCGGUGAAAGAAGUAUGCAAAAAGGUGCGCGCAUUGAUGAACAAAGUCACUCCAACCUCUCAAGGACCUCUUACGGAAGAGUUUAUUUCUUACAAGGUCUCUUCCAACGAUAAUCAACUCGCUCAAGUUGUCGGAAUUAUCUUUGACAAAGCAGUUGAAGAACCAAAGUUCUGUGCUCUCUACGCAGAAAUGUGCAAGUCUCAAGUCGAUCACGAGCUCCGCGAGCAUAAAUCCAAAUCAGCUUUCCGAAACACAAUUCUCACAAGAACACAAGCUUUCUUCCAAGAUAAAAGAGACAUUGAUGCCGAUAAGUUAGCAGUUAUCGAGAAAGAAGAAGAUCCAGUGAAACGCGAGGCUCUUCUUGCUGAAGAAAAACAAAAGUUCAGAAGGAGAAAGUUCGGAGUCAUGGCCUUUAUUGGUUAUCUCUUCAAAAAUGCUCUUCUGUCAACUAAGAUUAUUCACGCAUGUACUUUUGAGUUGUUCACAUCAAUUCUGCCGAAGAAAAUUGAUGACGUGGAUCAAAAACUUCGAAAAGAAGAUAUUGAUGAGGAGUCAGUGCAUUGCGGUCUCCAACUUAUAGAAACUGUCGGAAAUGUACUUGACAAGCCUACUUCACCUUUCUUAGAUCAAUGGUUCCAAAAAUUGGACAUUGCUAAACCUUUCUGUUCAAACAAGAUUCGUUUCAUGAUCAUGAAUCUUAUCGAAUUGAGAAAAGACAAGUGGAUUCCAAGGAAAUCUACCGAGUCCGGACCAAAGAAGCUUGAUGAAAUCCACAAAGAUAUCCGACAGGAGAAAAUCGAGAACGAGAAGGCUCGCGAUCAGUAUGAUCGGGAUCGUGAUCGUCGCCACGGAGGAGGCGUGAGACCGAACAGCAAUUCACUUAGAAAACAGGCCCCGCCAACAAGAAAUUCGUUGGAGAGAAAUAACAGAGGACAGCAUCCAGACCAGAAAAGAGCUGCAGCAGCAGCUAACACAAAGCUAGCUUCUUCAAGUGUUCAACCAAAGAACAUUUCAUUAUCCGCAGUAGAUAACUCGACUCUUGGAAAAACUAAGAAGGAAUGGCAUUCUGGAGCUUCUGGAGGUGGAAACACGUCAGAAUCAGCCGCCGCUCCAGGUCCACCAAAAUCAGCUUGGGGACGUCGUGAUUCUAACGAUCAGCGGAAGAAAUCAAAUGUGGAUGAUAAACAAUCUGCUUUGGCUGCCGCCGAAAAGAUUGGUGCAAUGUCAAUCUCGGCUCGACGAUCCACAUCGCAGACCUCUAUUCCUGAUAAGGUUGAUGAAGAGCCUACGGAGGAGGAAAUGGAAGGAAGAAUGAAGAUCAUGAGUAGAAUCAAGUCCGACAUCCAAGAAGUUAUCGAAGGAGCCUCAACCAAAGAGGAAUUGGUGGCUGAUAUCGGCAGUUACAUCGGAAAACCAAACUUCGGAAAUGCCUCGUUACCAGUUUUCUAUGAGAUGGUCAUCAGAGCUGUCAGUGAAAAGAAUUUGAAAGAUAACGAGCGAAAACUUCUUGCUUGUAUUCUCCGUAUGUCACUCACUUCAAAAGUCGAGAAGCAGGCUUUCAUUGAUGGAGUGACUCGAUUCUGCAAGUUCGCUAUUGACACUGAACUUUACCAGGAUUUCCCACAUCUUUGGUCAUACACCGCUGAAGUUCUCAUGCAUACGAUCCACGCUGACCCCAAAUUGAUAGGAGAAAUUUCAGUAGAGUCAAUAAACUUGGCCGAAAUGAAAUCAGUUUUCCUUGCUGCCAAAAUGGAAGGAAAGAAGAAGUUCAGCUUAUUCGUUCUAGUACUUAAGGAAUGGACUGACGCUGAAUUAACCGAAACUGGGAAAGUCGAGUCACUGUCCUGGGAUUGGCAAGAUCUGCCUUACAGAGAAGAAAUGGAGAAAGACGGUCUGCGGAAGGAGAUGGAUGAAGUGACUGCAUCAAACGGAAAGACGUUGUCGAGUCUUCUGUAUUCCAACUAA
Messenger RNA from Caenorhabditis remanei, 3573 nucleotides. RefSeq lists its product as uncharacterized. The record is from RefSeq and is a predicted model, not a curated record. NCBI's taxonomy places the organism in Eukaryota, Metazoa, Nematoda, Chromadorea, Rhabditida, Rhabditidae. Gene Ontology annotation, molecular function: protein binding; mRNA binding; translation initiation factor activity. The transcript is spliced from 9 exons. Gene Ontology annotation, cellular component: eukaryotic translation initiation factor 4F complex. The coding region runs from base 1 to 3573 and encodes 1190 amino acids.